Dufourea novaeangliae is the source of this 2845-nucleotide messenger RNA. It is a transcript of the gene iPLA2-VIA, whose product is annotated as 85/88 kDa calcium-independent phospholipase A2. Gene Ontology annotation, cellular component: mitochondrion. Gene Ontology annotation, molecular function: protein binding. Gene Ontology annotation, biological process: positive regulation of ceramide biosynthetic process; lipid metabolic process. NCBI's taxonomy places the organism in Eukaryota, Metazoa, Arthropoda, Insecta, Hymenoptera, Halictidae. The coding region runs from base 112 to 2484 and encodes 790 amino acids. The transcript has 3 exons. The record is from RefSeq and is a predicted model, not a curated record.
AAUGAUUAAUAACGGAUUACAUAGCAUAUUGAGUCAGUAGAACCAUCUUCAAUAAAUAAUCAGAAAUUGUUGCUGUCGUCGUUUCAAUCGAUAACCUAAAAGUUCUCUAUUAUGACUUGGCUGGGAACGAUCGCCAAUAACGUUCUUCGGAACAUUGUUAAUGCGGAUGUACAGCCACAUAUAGUACAGGAAGUGAAGCCAGACCAGUAUUGUAAUCGACAUAUUCACUGCCGCGAGGAUGCCAUCGUUCUUUAUGGCCCGGGAACCAGAAAUGAAAAGUAUGAAAUCGUUCUUCAUAGACCUUACACGGAAACGUUGCAUCAGGCGUACAGCUUAUAUAGGUCGGAAGAUAAGCAACAAGCUGAACAGCAUUUCAUUGUGUACAAAGACAAAGUUCCUGUACUCGUCCAAAUUUGUAAAGAGAUGUGUAGUGUGGGUAAGAUACAAAAAAUAUGUGAUACUCUAGUGGAACAUCCUACUUGGACAUUGGCACAUUUGGCAGCGUAUUUCGCCUUAUACAAUGCAUUUACUUAUGCUGUUGUGAACAGCCAGUUAAACAGUGGAGACAUAGAGACUGGAGUAUCUCCUCUGCAAGUUGCAGUACAAACCAAUAAUCUGCGUACAGUACAGAUGCUGAUCGAAGCUAAAAGUUCCUUAGAGCAUCUAGACCAUAAUGCCAACACUGUGUAUCAUUUUGCAGCUACAUCUUCCAAAGAAAUAAUUCUAGCUCUAGGUGGACACCUUCCUUCUAGUUUGAAUAGUCGUAAUAGCAAUGGUCAUACACCAAUGCACGUCGCAUGUUUGAAUAAUAAACCGGAUUGCGUGAAAGCGCUUCUUUUGAUUGGUGCGGACGUGAAUAUUCCUGCGUCCGAGGGAGAACCUUCUAGUCCGGGAUAUGUGGGCGAUCUUCUUCAUAGUAAACCGAACGUUCUUCAUGCCGAAGACAUGAAAUUCGGCGGAACGCCACUUCACUGGUCCCUAAGCAGGGAAGUGAUUAACGCCCUGAUCGAAACUAACUGUGAUAUCGAUGCUCUGAACUUCGACGGUCGGACGGCAUUACACAUAAUGGCAAUGAGGAAGCGUCUACCCUGCGUAGUAGCUCUUUUGAGUCACAUGGCUUCUGUAAACAUCGUGGACAAAGAUGGUAACACUCCGCUACACUUAGCGGUCUCUGAAGGCACACCGGCGAUAGUUCAAAUGCUAAUAGGUUUUGGAGCAGACAUCGACGCUAGAAAUUGGAAAUCUGAGACACCGAGGCAUCGAGUCAACAUGAAAAACAACGACGGUCCGAAGAUUCUGUAUAUUCUGAAUGCGGUUGGGGCUCAGCGCUGUUCAUCUGAUAUGAAUGAGUGCAAUAUAGGCUGCAAGUUCAACGAAAACUUCGAUGGUGUCCCUCCGCAGCAACCUCCCACAGCUGUUCCGCGAACGAUACUAGAUCAAAUGCUUCAUGUCUCCGGCAUGGACCAGAUGGCGUCGCAGAAGAAUAACCGGGUCGAGGGUGGUCGACUGCUUUGUCUCGACGGUGGAGGUAUUCGCGGCCUGAUCCUUGUGCAAACUCUUUUGGAAAUCGAAUCGGUUCUCAAGAAACCUAUCGUAGAAUGUUUCGAUUGGAUCGCCGGUACUUCGACCGGUGGUAUUCUGGCACUGGGCCUGGCGACUGGCAAGUCCCUGCGCGAAUGUCAGGCACUCUACUUCCGCAUCACGGAGCAAGCUUUUGUUGGCAUGCGACCGUACAAUAGCGAAGGUCUGGAGAACCUGUUACAGGAAAGUCUGGGAGCAACUAAGGUCAUGUCAGACAUCAAGAAGCCGAAGGUAAUGAUUACCGGUGUUCUGGCGGACAAGAAACCAGUCGUGCUUCACUUAUUCCGCAAUUACGAUUCUCCGAGUGCACUGCUACAAGUUCAAGACAGUUCGACAUCUAACGCAUAUCUACCGCCGAACGAACAGUUAUUGUGGCAUGCGGCACGGGCAACCGGCGCCGCUCCAUCAUACUUUCGGGCGUUUGGAAAGUUCCUCGACGGUGGCCUAAUAGCAAAUAACCCGACGUUGGAUGCCAUGACCGAGAUUCACGAGUAUAAUCUCGCUUUAAAGGCCAUUGGUCGCGGAGACAUCGCUCCCCUCUCGUUGGUGGUGUCUCUUGGCACAGGGCUGGUCCCUACUAGUCCACUCAAAGAUAUAGAUGUCUUUCUUCCGGAGACUCUAUGGGAUACCGCCAAAUUCGCCAUGGGAAUACGGGUUCUCGCGGAGCUGCUGGUGGAUCAGGCGACAGCCAGCGACGGCAGGGUCGUCGAUCGUGCCAGGAGUUGGUGUUCAAUGAUCGGGGUACCUUAUUACAGAUUCAAUCCCCAACUCUCGCAGGAUAUCGCUAUGGAUGAGAAGAACGACGAAAUCCUGGCCGAUAUGAUAUGGUCGGCGCAAGCGUUCAUGCACGCGAAUAGGAAUCAAAUAAAGGAAUUAGCUGCGUUGAUUAAUCGUGACGUUUAAAAUGUUGCAUAAUUGUUGAUAUUACUUUUGAAAUCGAAGACGGGGAAUAAGAGGACACAGUCCCACUAAAUUAAAUUUACGUCGUUGUGUGGAACGCAUUAUCAAAACGAUCGCUUCCAAUAUGUAGUUACGUGAUAUGUCUAGACUAUAGAUCAUUUUUCAUUAUACACUUAACUGUCGAUCGCAGAUAGCCCUGGGAUUACGCGUAAUUUAUUUAGUUCAAUAUUUGCAGUCCCUCGUAUCCUCAACGCCGUCGUUCUGGUUUUAGAGGGGAUGGGGAGUAGUCGAAAUGCCAAUACUCGCCAUUGUAAGAUAUAAAUAUAAAUUGUAGAUACACCUCGUUGAUAUUAAUAUUAUUCGA